Molecule: messenger RNA, 1551 nt
Organism: Cladophialophora psammophila CBS 110553
Lineage: Eukaryota; Fungi; Ascomycota; Eurotiomycetes; Chaetothyriales; Herpotrichiellaceae
Exons: 4
Coding region: 1-1551 (516 amino acids)
Molecular function (GO): oxidoreductase activity, acting on paired donors, with incorporation or reduction of molecular oxygen; heme binding; monooxygenase activity
Source: RefSeq, a predicted model, not a curated record
AUGUUUCUCCCUCAGAGCAAUGCAGCCUCACCACUCCUCCUCCCCUACAUUAUCCCCUUCUCUAUCAUCCUCCUAAUUUCUUUUCCCAUUAUAACCUUGCUCCGCAUCCGCUACCGCCGCGGCCUCCGCGAAAUCCCAGGCCCAUUCUUCGCCAGUAUCCUGCCCUUUGACCGCAUGCUCAGUACGUACUCAGGACACCAGUUCCAACGCCAUCUUGACUACCAUGCAAGGUAUGGGAAGCUGGUCCGCGUCGGGCCUAAUCAUGUGAGUUUGGGGGACUCGGAGCAGAUUUCGAAUGUGUAUAACAUUACCAGCAAAUUUGGUAAAAGCAACUUCUACACCCUUUUCCAUGCCAAAUCGCCCGUCGGGCCCAUACCCACAGUCUUUUCCAUUGUCGACCCCAUCGGACAUAGGAACUUAAAAAGACCCGUUGGCGCUGCAUUUGCGCUGAGUUCUUUGCUCGACUUUGAACCCCUGGCCGAUGACUGUACACGGAUAUUGGAGGGGAAGCUCGACGCCUUACAAGGCAACGAUAUCGAUUUUGGCACAUGGUUGCAUUGGUACGCAUUCGAUGUGAUCAGUAGCAUCACAUUUUCAAAUCGGCUGGGGUUCAUGGAAAGGGAGGAAGACGUGAACGGGAUCAUCGCAGCAAUUGAAGGUCGAUUGUUUUACAAUUCAAUCAUCGGCCAGGUCCCGGGCAUGCACAAGUGGCUUCUGGGGAACAAUACCGUCUCGAAAUUGGCUGACAUGGUGCCCGCGAUCAGGAGAUUGAACUCAGCGGCAUAUAUUGUCCAGUUUGCUGCGAGACAGAUGGAAAUGAGGCAGAACGCCAAGACGGAGCAUAGCAGGUCGGACAUGCUUGACAAAUUCAAGAUGACCAGAGAUGGAGAGGAAGUCGUGAGCGCGAAGGAGCUGUUGGGCCAUGCCAGUUCGAACGUAUUCGCUGGUUCUGAUACGACAGCCAUCUCCCUCAGGGCGCUGUUCUAUCACCUCUGCAAGAAUCCCCACGCGUACAAGAAAUGCGUGGACGAGAUUCUCAAUUUUAAUACUCGCGGCGAGUUGUUCGACUACGUUACGUACUAUGAAGCGCAGCGAAUGCCAUAUUUUCAAGCGUGCAUGAGAGAAGCGCUUCGCAUGCACCCGGCCGUGGGACAGUUACUUGAGCGGGUGGUGCCAGAAGGCGGAGUUACCAUUGAUGGCAUCUUUCUGCCGGCGGGGACGAUUGUGGGGAUGAAUCCCUGGGUGGCCGCAAGAGAUAGAGCAGUUUAUGGACACGACGCCGAGGUCUUCCGGCCGGAAAGGUGGAUCGAAGCUGACGAGAAGACGCUGAAGCUGAUGGACCGGAACUGGCUUGCUUUCGGAGCAGGCUCACGAACAUGUCUAGGCAAGAACAUCUCGCUGAUGGAGAUGUCGAAGCUGGUGCCGCAGCUGCUGCGUCGGUAUCACGUCCAACUCGCGGAUCCGAAAGCCGAAUGGGAGUUGUUUGAUUAUUGGUUCGUCAAGCAGGAGGGACUCAGAUGUAUUUUGACACGAAGGGAUGGGGAGAAAUAG